AAACCCAAGCGAGCUGUUGUUUAGCAUCAGUUGUAUCAGUGCAAAUCAACCGAUACAUACCUACCAUCACAACAAAAAUAAAUAUUCAUCAUGAAAUUCUUUAAGGUAAGACAUUUUAUACAAGUAAUUUUUUUUUCCAAAUAAUACAUUUCGACGAAAAAAAAUAUUCGUUUAAAUUGUAAACGGUUUUUCUGUUGUGAUUUUUUACCGUAAACAUUUCUAACAUUUUGUUUGUUAAAAAUCGUAAAUUUAUAAAUAUUUUUAUUUCAUUCAAAAUUUUAAUUAACACUAUCAUUUAAUAUUUAUUUACAGGCUUGUGUUGUCGGUUUGGCUUUAAUAGCUCACUGUGUUGCCGCUGAAGAUACAAAAACCGACAAUAAACAAAACACCAAGAGAAGUUUAGGAUAUUCUGGUCUGUCUGGAUACUCUGGAUCUUCGUAUGGACUUUCUGGAUCUUCAUACGGUCUUUCUGGAUCUUCGUAUGGUCUUAGUGGAUACGGCACUGGUCUUCCGUCAUACUCUCCUGGCAUAGGUCUUGCCUCCCCCGUUAGUCAUGGAUACGCUGCUCCCGCUAGUUUUGGAUACUCCGCCCCAGUAGGUCUUGGAUACGGUUCUUCAUACGGUCUUGGAUAUUCCACUCCUACUAUUGGUCUUGGAUACGGUUCUUCGGCUGGUCUAGGAUACGCUGCCUCAUCUGGUUAUGGUAUCGCCGCUCCAGCCAGCUACGGGUAUGGUAUCCCAACCGCUGCCGCUGUACCAACCAGAGUUAGCUCAUCCAACCAAGUUGUGUCUGUAUCCGUACCACAGCCGUACGCCGUUCCAGUAACCCGUCACGUACCCGUACCAGUCGCACAACCCGUACCAGUUUCCGUGCCCAGAGCCGUCCCCGUUAGUGUACCUCACCCAGUUCCAGUAACAGUCAACAGACCAUACCCAGUUGAUGUACCAAGGGCCGUUCCGGUUAGCGUACCUCAUCCAGUACCAGUUCCUGUCAGCAGACCAGUACCAUACUCAGUACCACAACCAUACCCAGUUGAAAUCCAACAACCCGUGCCAUACUCCGUCCCAACCCCAGUCGUUGCUCCAGCUCCUGCCCCAGCUAUCGCUAUCCCUGCACCAGCCUCCUAUGCCAUCGCUGCCCCAGCUGUAAGCUUUUCCGCACCAGCACCAGCCUCGUACGCCAUUGCCGCUCCAGCCCCAGCCGUGAGCUUUGCCGCCUCUGCACCGGCUUACGCUUCGUCCUAUGAAUCAUAUGCCGCACCAGCAGCUUUGAGUGCUUCACCUUACUCAGCACCAGCAUACUCAUCAUACAGCUCCGCCAUCCCGUCUUACUCUUCAUCAGCAUACAGUGCACUUCCAUCUUACUCGUCAGCUUCAUAUAACGCAGCUCCGUCUUACUCGUCGGGUUCAUAUAGCGCAGCUCCGUCUUACUCGUCAGCUUCAUACAGUGCUGCUGCUCCAUCUUACUCGUCGGCUUCGUACAGCGCUGCUAGCCCAUCCUACUCAUCGGCUUCAUACAGCGCCGCUAGCCCAUCUUACUCAUCGAGUUCAUUGGGUUCAUCCGACUACUCCAAUGUCGCAUCCAGUGGAUACAGCUCAUCUUCCAGCAUCGGUUCUACUUAUGGACCACCAGCAGCAAGCUAUUCUAGCAGCAGUGGAUACAAAAAGUAUUAAAUACAUUAAUUGUGCCAGCUAGAAAGUAAUGACUGUAUUGUUUAGGUUUUCGUAAUUAUUAUUUUUUAUACUAUCCUUGUUAAUUUUUUGUACUUUCGCAACUUUUCAUAUUAAUUGUUAUAUAAUUAGUUUAGAUAUCGUUUGUGUAAUAUUUUAAGUCUCAUUCAUUCUGUAAUUUUUUAAUAAAAAUUAACAUAAUGAAUUUAAAUAUCUUGCCAAUUAUUAAUACGUAUACCUAUUUAUACUUGCAUGAGUAAACACUAGUUUCAUAGUUGGAUUAUAAACGGAUAUAUUAUAAUUAUUGUUAGACAUUAUAAUACGUAUAAAUAUGUAUUGUAUACAAUUAUACCAGAUGUUUCUCAUAACUACGUCAGGCAAUAUUUUCACUGCACAUCUUAAAUAACGUACAUAUAAGUGAAUAGUACAUAUUUUUCCAAAAGAAAUAAUUAAUUUAUACUAAAAAAUAACUAAACAAUAAACUAUAAUUAAUAACUUAAAUAAUUAAAAAGCACUUUUAGGUUUCCAUUUGAGUAAUGAAAAUUGGUACCUACUCGAAAAACAUAAAAUAUUUAAAAUAACAAAAAAAAUAGUUGAUACUGGAAAAACGAAAAUGGGAAGGAUACAUAAAGGUAUUUAAUAUAUAUCUAUAUGUAAUGAUAAACCAUCAGGGUGGUACUUUAGGGAAUUCAAUUUUUGGUUUUCCCGGAUAUUUUUAUGCAUAUUUACGAUGGGUAUACCUUAAUGGGACACUGUAUAUCCUAACAUUUUUGUAUUUGGGGAGUAUGAUAAUCCUAGCACAAUCGUAUUGUAUAGGGUGUAUAAUGUCCCUCGGUAUGAAAUUCCUGUAACACUGGCA
Cinara cedri is the source of this 2530-nucleotide messenger RNA. The record is from the annotation of a GenBank genome assembly. NCBI's taxonomy places the organism in Eukaryota, Metazoa, Arthropoda, Insecta, Hemiptera, Aphididae.